Messenger RNA from Miscanthus lutarioriparius, 2316 nucleotides. NCBI's taxonomy places the organism in Eukaryota, Viridiplantae, Streptophyta, Magnoliopsida, Poales, Poaceae. The record is from the annotation of a GenBank genome assembly.
AUGGCGAUGGUGGCGAGCAGGGAGAGGAGGCUCUCCCCGGGCGCCGCCGCCGCGCCGCAGGUGGACGCGGGCAAGUACGUGCGGUACACGCAGGAGCAGGUGGAGGCGCUGGAGCGCGUCUACAGCGAGUGCCCCAAGCCCAGCUCGCUGCGCCGGCAGCAGCUCAUCCGGGACUGCCCCAUCCUCCGCAACAUCGAGCCCAAGCAGAUCAAGGUCUGGUUCCAGAACCGCAGAUGCCGGGAGAAGCAGCGCAAGGAGUCCUCUCGUCUACAAACCGUGAACAGGAAGCUGAGUGCGAUGAAUAAGCUGUUGAUGGAGGAGAAUGACCGGCUGCAGAAGCAGGUGUCCCGUCUCGUCUUUGACAACGGGUAUAUGAAGAAUCGACUCCACAGUCCUUCUGUAGCCACCACCGACACAAGCUGUGAGUCUGUGGUGACAAGUGGUCAGCACAACCAACAGCAAAACCCAGCAGUUCUGCAUCCUCCUCAAAGGGAUGCGAACAACCCAGCAGGUCUACUCGCUAUUGCUGAGGAGACAUUGGCAGAGUUCAUGUCCAAGGCGACUGGAACUGCUGUCAACUGGGUGCAGAUGGUUGGGAUGAAGCCUGGUCCGGAUUCCGUUGGAAUCAUCGCUGUUUCGCACAACUGCAGUGGCGUAGCAGCACGAGCUUGCGGCCUUGUGAGCCUUGAGCCCACAAAGGUUGCUGAGAUCCUUAAGGAUCGUGCAUCGUGGUAUCGCGAUUGUCGGCAUGUUGAUAUCCUCCAUGUUAUCCCCUACGGAUCUCACGAAAGGUCAUUGACUCAGUCCACUGGAGGUCCUUCUGGACCUAACACUCCAAAUUUUAUCAGAGCUGAGGUGCUUCCUAGUGGUUAUCUGAUUCGACCUUGUGAUGGGGGAGGUUCCAUGAUUUACAUUGUGGAUCAUGUUGAUCUGAAUGCUUCUAGUGUGCCCGAGGUUCUUCGACCACUCUAUGAAUGUCCUAAGAUACUGGCACAGAAGAUGACUGCUGCGGCGUUGCGACACAUUAGGCAAAUUGCACAUGAAUCAAGUGGUGAAAUGCCGUAUGGUGUUGGUCGACAACCGGCUGUUCUCAGAACUUUCAGUCAAAGGCUCAGCAGAGGCUUCAAUGAUGCUGUGAGUGGCUUUCCAGACGAUGGCUGGUCUCCUUUGUUGAGCAGUGAUGAAUGUGCCACCUGCUAUACUUGUGCGCGAUUUUUGAGGGAGCAUCGCUCUGAAUGGGCUGAUCCUGGUGUUGAUGCUUAUUCUGCUGCCUCUUUGAGGGCCAACUCUUAUGCUGUUCCUGGUUUAAGGGCUGGUGGGUUUAUGGGCAACCAGGUUAUACUACCCCUUGCACGCACCUUGGAGCAUGAAGAGUGCUUGGAGGUUAUUAGGCUUGAAGGACAUGGCUUUAGCCAUGAGGAUGUUCUUUUGUCUCGGGAUAUGUUUCUUCUGCAGUUGUGCAGUGGCGUUGAUGAGAAUGCACCUGGUGCAUGUGCACAGCUUGUCUUUGCUCCUAUUGAUGAAUCUUUUGCUGACGAUGCACCUUUGCUACCCUCAGGCUUCCGUGUGAUACCGCUUGACGCUAAGACGGAUGUGCCAUCUGCCACACGUACACUCGACCUUGCUUCUGCACUGGAGGUUGGAUCAGGUGGUCUGCGUGCUUUAAGCGAUGGUUCAGGCACGUGCACCACGAGAUCGGUCCUGACCAUCGCCUUCCAGUUCUCGUUCGAGAAUCACCUUCGUGAAAGCGUGGCAGCAAUGUCCAGGCAGUAUGUCAGGGGUGUGAUGGCGUCUGUGCAGAGGGUGGCCAUGGCGAUUGCUCCAUCUCGCCUUGGCUUGCAUAUCCAACUGAAGCAUCCACCGGGCUCUCCUGAGGCACUUGCCCUAGCUACAUGGAUUGGCAGGAGCUAUAGGGCGCACACUGGAACGGAGAUCCGCUGGUCGGACACCGAAGGCGCGGACUCUCCCCUGAUGCCUUUCUGGAAGCACAGCGACGCAAUACUCUGCUGCUCUCUGAAGCCGGCUUUCACGCUCAAGUUUGCCAACAGCGCCGGCUUCGACAUCCUGGAGACUACGGUGGUGAACAUCCAGGACCUGCCACUGGAGGCGGUCCUUGACGACGACGGCCAGAAGGCCCUGUUCGCGCAGCUCCCCAAGAUCAUGCAGCAGGGCCUGGCAUACCUUCCUGGUGGCGUGUGCAGGUCGAGCAUGGGGCGGCAGGCGUCGUACGAGCAGGCGGAGGCGUGGAAGGUGGUGGGCGAUGACGGCGCCCCACAGUGCCUGGCGCUCAUGCUCGUCAACUGGACCUUCAUCUGA